AUGGAGAAUGGAGAAGGAAUUCACGUCGACUCUGAUGCCAGUUCGUUGCACAAGACCGAGACUGAAAGAAGAGAUGCAAACACGGCCAGUAGCGACGAUGACGACAGUGGCGAUGACGUAGACGAGAAGGAAGCAAAAGACGAUGCCACUCGCGAGGAAGAGACGACUUACGAAGAGAUACGAGGGGGUAUUCCAUAUGAACAUGAUGUUGAAGCACCACCACCAUUGGAAAAGAAGAAGUCUACGCGGUCGGUCAAAGAUCCGAAUCUGGUUACGUGGGAUUCAGAAAAUGAUCCUAGUAAUCCGAAGAAUUGGUCUAUGAAACGGAAAUGGGCAGCGACCUUAAUUGUUUCCUGCUUUACCCUUGUCUCACCAAUAUCGUCGUCCAUGAUAUCGCCCGCUCUGAGCAGCAUAAGUUCUGACUUCGGUAUCACGAAUGAAGUCGAAGCUCAACUCACCCUGUCCAUUUUCGUCCUAGCAUAUGCGAUUGGACCGCUAUUCUUAGGCCCCUUGUCUGAGAUCUACGGCCGCGUUCUCGUCCUACAGCUAUCUAACCUAUUCUACUUGGCUUGGAACUUGGGUUGUGGAUUUGCUCAAACGUCUGGUCAACUCAUGGCAUUCCGAUUCUUCAGUGGCCUAGGCGGAUCUGCGCCGUUGGCUAUUGGUGGUGGCGUUCUUAGCGAUGUUUUCCUGGCAGACCAGCGUGGCCGAGCCAUCUCAAUCUAUUCUCUAGCCCCAUUGCUGGGUCCUGCAAUUGGUCCCAUUGCUGGUGGUUUCAUUUCCCAAAACACGACUUGGAGAUGGUGUUUCUACGCCACCACCAUCUUCACCGCAAUGGUACAAUGUUUCGGCUUCUUCUUCCUCCAAGAAACAUACGCACCCAAGCUCCUCGAGUGGAAGCGAAACAAGCUACGCAAAGAGACCGGCAACCAACAACUACACACAGAAUUCGAUAGCCCCGACCGCACGCUUGCAACGACGAUCAAAAUCGCCAUGGUGAGACCCUUCAAGCUCCUCGGUACCCAACCUAUCAUCCAGGUGCUUGCAUGCUACAUGGCUUACCUGUACGGACUCAUGUACCUCAUGCUUUCCACCUUCCCCAGCUUAUGGGUCACGCGCUACGGCAUGUCUACGGGCAUCGGUUCGCUAAACUUCAUCUCCAUGGGCGUCGGUUUCUUCCUCGGCACGCAAAUCACCGCUCCGCUCAACGACGCUCUCUACCGCCGCCUAAAGAAGCGCAACAACGGCGUCGGUAAACCAGAAUUCCGUGUUCCUAUCAUGAUUCCUGCAUCGCUGCUCGUUCCCAUUGGCCUCUUCUGGUAUGGCUGGAGUGCACAGGCUCAGGUCCAUUGGAUCAUGCCGAAUAUUGGUGCUGCUAUCUUUUGCGCUGGUGUCAUUAUAGGGUUUCAGUGUAUUCAGACGUAUCUUGUGGAUAGCUAUACGAGGUAUGCGGCGAGUGCUAUUGCGGCGGCGACGGUGCUUAGGUCGUUGGCUGGAUUUGGGUUUCCGUUGUUUGCGCCGGCCAUGUAUAAUAAGUUGGAUUUUGGAUGGGGGAAUAGUGUGCUGGGGUUUAUUGCGCUGGCAUUAGGUGUUCCGGCUCCGUUUAUGCUGUGGAGGUUUGGAGAGAAGUUGAGGAGUACUAGUAAAUUCGCGGCUGGCUAA
Messenger RNA from Alternaria postmessia, 1662 nucleotides. RefSeq lists its product as uncharacterized. The transcript is spliced from 5 exons. Bases 1 to 1662 code for a protein of 553 amino acids. Gene Ontology annotation, molecular function: transmembrane transporter activity. Lineage: Eukaryota; Fungi; Ascomycota; Dothideomycetes; Pleosporales; Pleosporaceae. The record is from RefSeq and is a predicted model, not a curated record. Gene Ontology annotation, biological process: transmembrane transport.